Molecule: messenger RNA, 740 nt
Organism: Paramecium primaurelia
Lineage: Eukaryota; Ciliophora; Oligohymenophorea; Peniculida; Parameciidae
Source: the annotation of a GenBank genome assembly
AUGAAUAAAAAUAAAUAAUCAACAUAGCCAAUCACAACCAUUAACUUAAAAAACAUUGAUUACUAAGCAAAAUUAGAUUAUAUAUAACUACAAUUAAAAAAGUAUAUAAUUACAUAUUUAUUAUAAGUAAAGAAUCAUAAACAUAAUGGAAAUAAUAUUAAAAAGAAGUUAUUGAGAAAGAGGUAACAAUGCUUAAUUAAGAAUUAGAAAUAUAAUAAAAACUAUAAGAAUUGAAAUUAGUUUAAGCUAAUUAUCCAUUUACAAAUAUGGACAAUGAAAAUGAAUAAUAAAAAAUAUAAGGAUAUUUAUUUGAUGGAAUUUUGUGUUCAAUUGCAGAUUUAACUUUAAAUAAUUGUGUUUUAGAUAAUAAUUAAGAUGGAUAAAUUGUAAAUGAAUAAUAAAAAAAGAAAAAAGGUAGAAAACCAGGAAAAUCUGGAAAACCUGGAAAAAUUGGAAAAACAAAAGAAUAAUCACAAAAAAUUGAUAAAGAACAUGAUAAAUAAAAAGAAGAAAAAAAUCAAAAAAAAUAAAAAGGAAGACCAAAAUCAAAACCUUAAAUUAUCACUUAAAAAGUACCAAAUGUUUAGAAAGCUUAAUCUAAAUAAUAAAAAUUAAAACCAGGAAGAAAACCUACAAAAUAGAAAGUUGUUGAAGUAGUUGUUAAAGGUAAAUAAAAAGGACAAAAUAAAAAAGUUUAGAUUAAAAAAAAGAUUUCAAAAAAACUAAAUAAAAAGAAAUGA